AUGACGCUUCCCCCCGUCUCGGCCUCGUCGGGCCACCGCUCUCGCCCCUCGCUCGAGGUGCACUGGAAGAAGGCCGCCCUAGCCUGGGACAGGCGGGCCUCGUCCAUCGACACGGAGCUCGGCGAGUUCAUCGGGGACGACGUCAAGGAGGAAGGCCUAUUCAGGUACCGGGAUGAUGAUUACGACGGCGGCGAUGGCGGCGGCUACGACGACAAGGACAACGACAAGAACGGCACUGAGGACGACCACGGGAGCAUCAAGAGUGAAGUUACUGGUGGCGGUGGCGGCGGCGGCGGCGGCGAAAAGAUGGCUCUUCCGAGAAAGAAGAAGCGGGCGCUCAAAAGGGGCUCCGUUAGUGUAGUGACUCCUUUCAAGGGAUCAAGGGUUUUGAUCUGA
Messenger RNA from Pyricularia pennisetigena, 396 nucleotides. RefSeq lists its product as uncharacterized. The transcript has a single exon. Bases 1 to 396 code for a protein of 131 amino acids. The record is from RefSeq and is a predicted model, not a curated record. NCBI's taxonomy places the organism in Eukaryota, Fungi, Ascomycota, Sordariomycetes, Magnaporthales, Pyriculariaceae.